This is a messenger RNA of Acanthamoeba castellanii str. Neff, 1545 nucleotides long. RefSeq names its product cytochrome p450 superfamily protein. Gene Ontology annotation, molecular function: oxidoreductase activity, acting on paired donors, with incorporation or reduction of molecular oxygen; heme binding; monooxygenase activity. The record is from RefSeq and is a predicted model, not a curated record. Lineage: Eukaryota; Discosea; Longamoebia; Acanthamoebidae. The transcript has 14 exons. Bases 1 to 1545 code for a protein of 514 amino acids.
AUGCUCGGCCUCUCGGGGGCCAUGUCGGCCGUUGUGUUGCUAGUUGUGAGCGUUCCUAUCACAUUCCUGGCGCUCCUUGUUUGGGUGACAAGUCGCUUCCCCAAGACCACAAUGCCGAUGCCGCCAGGCCGCAGCAAGAUAUGGGGUUCCCUGCCCGCGCUCCUGGGACCCACCGACCCGGCCAACCCGCUCUUCGACGCCUCCUUCUCCCACUGGCACCGUGUUGCUGACGUCACAAAUAUACUCCUUCUUAGCAAGCUGGGCAAGCUCGUGUGCUACGAUGUCACGCUGCCUGCCGCUACUCGUAUGCUGCUCGUCAGCGACCUCGACCUCAUCAAGCAGGUGAUCGCGGAUGACCCGCCCAAGGCCGACUACAACAUCAAUGUGUUUCUUGGGCAGGGCUUGGUGAGCGCCGGUGGCGACGUCUGGCGCCACGACCGAAGACUCCUCAACCCGGCGUUCAACAAGCGGUUCCUUCGCGACUUUGUGUUUCCGAGUGUGGUGAAGCAUGCCACCACGAUGGGCUCUCAGCUCGAGCAAGUCGAGGCCUACACCAAGACGGACAUCAACGACUACUUCCGCCGGAUGACGCUUGACAUCAUCUCCGAGGCCACGAUGGGCCGAGACUACGGCCUGCAGAAGACGCCAGAUCACCCGUUGCUCGUGCUGAUGAUGGACGUGUUCGAGGAGCUGAGCCAGAGGGAGAUCAACCCGCUUCGGGGAUACCACCCGUGGCACUCGUUCAAGCUCAAGCGCAACCUCCAGGCGUUCGACAAGCACUGCACCGACCUGGUGAUAGAGGAAAGGGCCAACCUCGCGGGUGACGCUGCCGCCGAGCGCAAGUACGAGCGAGGCAUUCUGUCGGUGAUGCUGGGCGAGGACGAGGACGGCUCCUCGAUGCCCCUCUCUCGCAUUGUAGAUAACAUCAAGACUUUCCUGUUCGCCGGGCACGACACGACAUCUACGUUGUUGUCCUUCGCCGUGGGCAUGAUCGCCACCCACAAGCACGUGGAGGACAAGCUGCUCGCCGAAAUCGACUCCGUGCUGGGCGACCGAUCGGAGCCCACCCACGACGACCUCUCUCGCUUCGUCUAUCUCAAGAUGGUGUUGAAGGAGACUCUGCGCAUGUUCCCGCCAGCGGCGACCGGGCGACGUUUGCCGAUGGGCUACCGCUUGGGCGACUAUGUCGUCGACUACCCGAAGACGGACAUCAUCAUCUCCUCCUACGUCGUGCAUCACGACCCCGAGUUGUGGGAGGACCCGGAGAUCUUCGAUCCCGAGCGGUUCAGCGAGGAGAACUCGAAGGGGAGGCAUCCGCUCUCCUUCAUCCCCUUCCUCGCCGGCAACCGGAACUGCAUCGGCCAGCAUCUGGCGUUGAUGGAAGCGACGGUGGCGCUGGCCAUGAUCUACAGAAAGUUCACCUUCCGCAUGGCGUAUGGGCACGUACCGCAGCUGACCUAUCGCAUCACCAACGUGUGCGCCAACGGCAUGAAGGUCUUCGUCUUCCAGCGCAGCCAGCCGGGUGUUGCUGGCCUCAACACCUGA